AUGUUGACCGAGACAGCGGCGGUGAAGUUGAAACCGGAGGCGUUGUUGGAGGGAGAAAUGUCGGGGAGUGUUGCAGAGAGUUUGGCGAAGAGAUUGAGUGAGUGCGGAUUUGAAGCGAAGAAGAGGGUAUCGGGUAGUGGAGUAGCAGAAAACGUAAAAAUGUGGAAAGAUAUGAUUAAAAAGAAGGAGUUGAUCGUUAAGAGUAGGAAUAGUGUGCUUUUUGCGUGGACUUUGGUUGCUGUGCUGCAUAGUUCGUAUGUGAAGGGAGGCUUAGCUCUGGGAGCUCUUCUGGGACCAGGAAGAGACUUGCUUGUUGAUGGUUUAAGGGCGUUCAAGAAGGGAUCACCAAAUAUGAAUUCUCUUGUGGGAUUCGGAUCUGUUGCAUUUAUCAUCAGCGUGAUCUCACUUCUCAGCCCUGAGCUCGAAUGGGAUGCAUCUUUCUUUGAGUAA
Messenger RNA from Populus trichocarpa (black cottonwood), 450 nucleotides. RefSeq names its product copper-transporting ATPase PAA2, chloroplastic-like. The transcript is spliced from 4 exons. The coding region runs from base 1 to 450 and encodes 149 amino acids. The record is from RefSeq and is a predicted model, not a curated record. Lineage: Eukaryota; Viridiplantae; Streptophyta; Magnoliopsida; Malpighiales; Salicaceae.